GUUGACCUUUGGCCCGCGGUUAGUGGCUUGGCGGUUGAACGAUGAAGGUCGGGGAUGUGCGUUUCAUUGGCGAUGAGGAGGUGGCGGAGCACAUCAUCGAGAAACUGUCCGGAAUUAAUCAGAAGAACAAUGUGCCUGGGACAUUGCUAAGCGUGAAGCGGGCUUCCCAGAAAUGGGAGAAGACAGAGCAGUCUCAGGAGAGUUUGGAAGUCUUUAAUGAGCGUGAUUACGUGGAGGUGCUUGGAGCAGGUGACUCAGUUGCAGGUUGCCAUGGUGACUUGAAUGAUGGGGUGUCUGCAGCUGGCCGAGAUCUUUUCACCUUUCAAACCGCCAAAAGAGCAGACAAGAUGGCAAAGCUCGCCUCCGAACUGGCCCAGACUCCGAGAAAAAGUGUAACGUUCUGUUUACCUGACCAGCAGCUGACAGCAGAUCAGAUCAAGGAUAACGGACAAUCAAACCAGUGCAAGACCCCAUCUAAGAGCAAGAGGAAGUUUGUAUCAACAACGCCUCACAGACUGAGGAAAAGGCUGACCGAUCUGGCCGACCUGAGUAGCGGCAGUGAGAGUGAUGACUCCUCAUUGGAUUCGGAGGGAGGAGAGGAGAGUUCCCCGAGAGGGGUCUCCAAUCCCAGACUGAUGCCGGAAGCAGUAACGCCCUCUCCAACUCUGGGCAAAACUGCAGUCAAGAAAUCCAGGAAGCUGGCCCCGCCAAGCCAUGUUGAGCUCUACUUUGAAGCCCACAGUAGUUCAAAGGUUCUGACAUCUGAUCGCACGUUACAGAAGUUGCAGACCCCAAAACUGGACCAGGAGACGUUAGAGAGGCUGCUGAGUGACGACAGUGUGCCCUUUGCUCCAGAGCUCAGGCAGCUCAACAAGGAACACGAGAAGCUCUUUCGCAAAUGGAUGCUGCAAACACAAUUGGGCUUCAGCCUCGUGUUGUAUGGACUGGGCUCCAAGAAGGAGUUGCUGGAAGAGUUCCGCCACCAGAUGCUACAGGGAACUGUCCACGUGGUAGUGAAUGGAUUUUUCCCAAGUAUCACACUUAAAUCUAUUCUGAACUCGAUAACCGAGGAGGUUUUAGGACAUGAAGGAACCUUCCGGAACCCUGUGGACCAGCUCAGCUACAUCACCAGGGCAUUUCAGGAGGACUCCACACUGGAUCUUUAUCUUCUGAUCCACAACAUCGAUGGACAGAUGCUGCGAGGGGAUAGGAACCAGCAAAUACUGGGCCAGCUCAGUGCCGUACCUGGCAUCCACCUCCUGGCUUCCAUUGAUCACCUGAAUGCCCCUCUGAUGUGGGAUCAGACACGGAGCUGUCUCUUCAACUGGCUAUGGUACGAGGUGACGACCUUUAAAUCCUACACAGAGGAGACCUCGUAUGAGAACUCGUUGCUGGUCAAUCAGUCAGGUGCCUUGGCACUGAGCUCACUGAUUCAUGUACUGCGCAGCCUCACUCCCAACGCCAGAGGAAUAUUUAAACUCUUGGCUCAGUUUCAGUUGGAGAACAAGGAUAACUCGUCCUAUCCAGGUUUAUCCUUUCAGGAUUUCUACCAUCGAUGUCGUGAUGCCUUCCUGGUGAACAGUAAUCUCACCCUGCGGGCGCAACUCACCGAGUUCCGGGAUCACAAGCUCAUCAGGAAUAAAAAGGGUGCUGAUGGUGUUGAGUAUCUCCUCAUUCCUGUUGACACGGCAACAUUGGCUGACUUCCUUGAAAUGGAGGACAAGGAAACCUAGACAGAAGCAUGAGACUUCAGAGGAUAGAUAACCAGCAGCUCCAAAAUUCCAGGAGUGAGGAAAACCCCAGACUCCAGUGGCACGUGCCUGAUGUGAAGUUCAGAAUGGAAACCUGAACUGCAGUGGACCUUGUCCACUUGUUUAAUGUCCCAGUAGCUGGUAACAAGGUUAACCUUGCCAGCUACAGGAGAGUUUGAGAGACUCUGUUUCAAGAGUGAGUUCUAUCAGCUUUGUGCACUUGUUAACCUCUGGUGAGAAUGUACUAUGGUUUUUUUUUUGCAGUGGAAUCUGUGCCUGUGUCACACUGUUGUAGAUGCUGCUGUUAUUUGCCAAGCUCUGUAAAAUAAAAAAAUUCUAUUAAAAUAUAU
This is a messenger RNA of Stegostoma tigrinum, 2101 nucleotides long. RefSeq names its product origin recognition complex, subunit 2 (gene orc2). The transcript is spliced from 16 exons. The record is from RefSeq and is a predicted model, not a curated record. NCBI's taxonomy places the organism in Eukaryota, Metazoa, Chordata, Chondrichthyes, Orectolobiformes, Stegostomatidae. Gene Ontology annotation, molecular function: DNA replication origin binding. The coding region runs from base 42 to 1733 and encodes 563 amino acids. Gene Ontology annotation, cellular component: nucleus; nuclear origin of replication recognition complex. Gene Ontology annotation, biological process: DNA replication.